This is a messenger RNA of Myotis brandtii (Brandt's bat), 836 nucleotides long. It is a transcript of the gene ANAPC15, whose product is annotated as anaphase promoting complex subunit 15. The transcript has 5 exons. Gene Ontology annotation, cellular component: anaphase-promoting complex. Gene Ontology annotation, biological process: regulation of mitotic cell cycle spindle assembly checkpoint. NCBI's taxonomy places the organism in Eukaryota, Metazoa, Chordata, Mammalia, Chiroptera, Vespertilionidae. The record is from RefSeq and is a predicted model, not a curated record.
UCAGCCUCACGGCCAUUAUCAUAAUAAGCAAAGAAUGGGCGGUGGCUUUGCGGCGGCGGUUUGGGUUUUCGGAACUUGGGUCUCUGUGCCGCUCAGUAAUUCUGGGGCGUGAUGGUUGGUACUGUUGUGCCGGUGACGUGGUCUGGGAAGCUCAGGUUCACGGAAGGUCUAGGAGCCAUGUCCACCUUGUUUCCCUCCCUCUUCCCCCGUGUGACUGAAACUCUGUGGUUUAAUCUGGAUCGGCCUUGUGUGGAAGAGACAGAGCUGCAGCAGCAAGAACAGCAGCCAUGAAGCCUGCUCCAGAGCAUCGCAGAGAAAGACAACAACCUGGUACCUAUUGGCAAGCCGGCCUCAGAGCACUAUGAUGAUGAGGAAGAGGAGGAUGAAGAUGAUGAUGAGGAUAGUGAAGAGGACUCAGAGGAUGAUGAGGACAUGCAGGACAUGGACGAGAUGAAUGACUACAAUGAGUCACCUGAUGAUGGAGAGGUCAAUGAGCCUCCUCUCCAGGUGGACAUGGAAGGCAACGAACAGGAUCAGGACCAGUGGAUGAUCUAAGUAGACAAGGCAGGGUGGCCUCAGGGAGAUUCCAGGCCAACCCAACCUACCCUGUGACUCCUGCAGAACCAGCUGAUCACCCCAGUGCCUGAAAGUUCACCCUCAGGCACCUCCUCAACUGCUGCCAGGACCUGGUCUCCUUGGCCCCUCCCAGGCCAUCAACCUGCCCUUGAAUCCCCAGGACCUGAGUCCACCCCACCUUUCUGGCCAGUACCUCACCCUUUGAGGUGUAGUCUCUCUCUAACUCUCUUUAAUAAAGACACAGGACUAAUUCCUCCCUC